Brassicogethes aeneus is the source of this 760-nucleotide messenger RNA. The record is from the annotation of a GenBank genome assembly. Lineage: Eukaryota; Metazoa; Arthropoda; Insecta; Coleoptera; Nitidulidae.
AUUAUCGCUUUUUGAUAUGAACUUUUGCCAAAAUUGACGAGUUUUUUAAGUUUAAAAAUAUCCUACAUUCAAAGAACAAUAAAUGGGUUAAAGUCGUGAUAGUGUGCAGUUGUUAAAACUGAUUGUGAAUGUAAAAAACCUUUUUUUGCGGUGUUUUUUCCUUAUUUUUUGUGCGUGCCUAAAUGCUAUUUAUUGCAUGUAAAUUAUUCGAAUAAGUAAGUGGAUUUUUGUACAAUGGCUCCUAGUAAACAAGACUGUCUCAAAGUUAUUGAAGUUUUAUCGGAAAAAGAGCAAUUGAAUGCUACUGUUGGGGGUUCAGCAAAAGCGGCGGCUUUUACAGCAGUUUGCACAUUCGCAGGAGGCGUAUUGGGGGGCCCACUAGGAUUAUUUGUUGGUGGUACUUUGGGGUCCCUUUCGUCAGCAAAAUACUCACAGGGAAAAUUCAAAUCUGUAAUGAGGGUAAUAAAUGAAGACAUGACUAGAGAACAAAGACAAAGACUUUCCGGUGCUGUGAGCAAAGUCCUUAAUUCUGUCACUGCUAAAGAUGUAACGGCUGUAAUGUUAAUAUUGUCGACCAACCAAUCGCUGAAAGCUGCUGUGAUAAAUGAAAUAGGCACUUUUCUUAAAAAUGAAAUGUAUAUGAGUAUUGUAUAGGGUUUUAUUGUUGUAAUAUUUUAUUGAUUAAUUGAUUAAAUUUGCUGUUUUUAUAUUUAGGUAGGUAUUUAUAUUAGUAAUAAAGUUUAAUGAUUUUAACGUAUUU